Cololabis saira (Pacific saury) is the source of this 1249-nucleotide messenger RNA. It is a transcript of the gene chordc1b, whose product is annotated as cysteine and histidine-rich domain (CHORD) containing 1b. The coding region runs from base 90 to 1115 and encodes 341 amino acids. The transcript is spliced from 11 exons. The record is from RefSeq and is a predicted model, not a curated record. Lineage: Eukaryota; Metazoa; Chordata; Actinopteri; Beloniformes; Belonidae.
GUGCAUUCAGCGUGUGAGCGUUUCUCCAUCUCCACGAAACGAGCUUUUCCAGAGUCGGAAAACACUAUAAACCCCGUCCUUCUGCCGCCAUGUCGGUAUUGUGUUAUAACAAAGGCUGCGGGCAGCGGUUUGACCCGGAAAACAACCCAGAAGACGGCUGCACGCAUCACCCCGGGGUCCCGGUGUUCCACGACGCCCUGAAGGGCUGGUCCUGCUGCAAGAGGAGAACCACGGACUUCUCCGACUUCCUCAGCAUCGCUGGAUGCACGACGGGUCCGCACAACAAGGAGAAGCCGCCGGAGCCGGUGAAGCCCGACGUGACGUCGUCGGGGGAGAGGAAGGAAUCCAACGACCAGAAACCAAAGUUUGAUGAGUUCAUCAUCUCCGCUCCCAAACCGCAGGAGGCCAUCGUCAGACCCAGCGCUGACGAGCCGCUGGUGCGGCUGCAGCAGAAAGUGUCGGCGUCUCUGAAGACGGCGCUGGAGAAGCUGAAGCUGACGGAUCCUGCAGCCGAGGACAAAGAGGACGACAGCGACGAGGUCAAAGUUGGAACGUGCUGUAAAAACGGAGGCUGUACUAAAACAUUUGAAGGAGCUUCCAGCAACUCGGAGGUUUGCUCGUUCCACGCCGGCUGCCCCAUUUUCCACGAAGGGAUGAAAUACUGGAGCUGCUGCAAGAGGAAAACCUCCGACUUCAACACCUUUCUGUCCCAGGAAGGCUGUACGAAAGGAGAGCACCUGUGGAAGAAGAAGGACGCGGGGAAGGUGCUGGUUCCCUGCCGCUUCGACUGGCACCAGACCGGGACGCAGGUCAUCGUCUCCAUCUACGCCAAAGCCGCCGUCCCGGAGCUCUGCUACGUGGACGCCAACAGCACCACGCUCAACAUCCACAUCAUCUUUGAGGGGGAGAAGGAGUUCAAGCAGAGCUUCAGUUUGUGGGGGGUCAUCGACGCCUCCAGGAGUCUGGUGAACAUGAUGGCGGCGAAGAUCGAAGUGACCAUGAAGAAGUCUGAGCCGAUGUUCUGGUCCCGGCUGGACCUGCCGGCCCCGGCCGCCCCCAAGGAGACGACCAAGGAGGAGGAGGAGGAGUCGAGCAGCGACGACGAGGUCGACUGAUCCAAACGCCUCAAACCGUCGUAGCUUCUGUAGCGUCUGUUCACGUCCAGAGUUUCAACCUCCAUGUUUAUUUUUACUGUUUGAUGAUAAAAGAUGCCCAGGUUUAUUUAAAAAUAUGUUUCACCAGAGGAACC